AUGCCGGUGGAGGCAAUGAUAGAGGACCUAAUGGAUUGGUUUUGGAACUUGGCUUUAUUUUCCCUCCCCCUUGUCGGAUACUCGUUGUUUUCAAAACUGUUUGGAAGCACCGAGAAGAUACAUGGAAUAUACACCAAACCUGAAUGGAACUUUAUUCUGAAGAAAUGGUAUGCUUUCCUGUGCCUCACACGGCGAAAGCGUAAGAUUCUCGACAAAUUUUCAAAUAACAUUUUUGCUUCUAUCGAAGAAGAAGCAGUGGAAAAUCCGCAGCACCUUCCUCACGAAGAGAGCAUUGACAGCAGGUCUUUCAUUGGGUGUGAUGUAAAAGGAAAUGCAGUUUGGCUGAAAAUUGUCAGAAAAAAUCACAGAUCUGCUGAAAUAUGGAUUCAUCUGCAUCUGUCAAAUGGUGCUAUCUAUCAGUUACCGUUCCAUCCUCAUACAUUAACUCGCAGUGACACUUCAGACACAUGGAGUGGUGGAGGACUGAAAUUCCAAAUCUGUGAACCAUUUAUGCGAUGGAGGAUUACUUUUAAUGGACUGUUAAGGCAAGGUGUCCAUGGGAAAUUGAUGCAAAAUGAAGACAGUGCAGAACAUGUACGUUUUCACCUGCUGUGGAAAGCAUGCAGCAACCCCUUUGAACUUCCAGGAGAUAUAUCAACUAAGAUGCUUGCUGAAGCUGUUGCCAGGGAGCCUUGGAGAAGUGGGGACUGGCUGAGCAUGCUGGAUGAACUAGGUGAUGGCUAUGAGCAGUGGGGAAUGGUUUUUGGAACUGUGGAGACAGAGGAAGGUAAUUUGCAUGAAAUCCAUAUGCAGAGUCUUAAUAAGCAUCACUGGGGUCUCAACCCUGCAGUUUGGCAACACAGGAGAAUUACUUUCAAUGGAGUUACAAAGGAGGGAUUUAUGUUCUCUCUAACAGCAGUAUCCAGCAUUGAAGGAGUUACUCAUGCUACAUUUGGUCAUGUGAGGUUGCCAAAUGGGAAGCAGUUACCUGUGAACUGGUGUGACUUGAGAUUACCAGAUAUUGCUGAACAUUCAAAGUGCAUACCAGAUCAUUAUGUCUUUAGGUUCUCAGCUGGGAAAAAAAACUUCACCACUGUUGUUGACUUCAUCCCUAAAGGAAAAGCUGUGUUUUAUAGUGGAUAUCCUUGGGAGAGUCAGACUCACAUUCGGACCUACCAAUUCCUUUUGAAUGACAAGUCAGGUGCUGGCACUGCUGAAUUCUGGUACAGGUAUGAUGGUGACUGUCCAGAUUUCCCCGUGUCACUGAGUGAUCAUCUUCUAGAACCAGAAGUGGAAGGAAGCAAUAUGGUAGUUACCUUUUCUGAUAGGGAAUGUCAGAGCUCCACUAUAGUUGGUGGCAAAGGGGCCUCAUUAGCUCUUCUUUCAUCUGCUGCAUGCUCACAGUUCCAGGUGCCUUCUGGUUUUUGUUUGACAACACAUGCCUUUGAUUAUCAGCUACACUGCUCUCCAGACCUGAAGAAUGAAAUAAAUAAGUUAAAUGACAUGUCUUCAGAAUGUUCUCCUGAGGAGUUGAAAACCCAAUGUGAAAGGAUUUCUGAGGUAUUUGAAAAAACCUCUAUCUGUGAUGAAGUCAGACAAGAAGUUUUGAAAGUACUGUCCCAGUUUGAUGCAUCUGUGCGCUAUGCAGUUCGGUCAUCUGCAGUUGGAGAAGAUUCAGAAGAUCUUUCUGCUGCAGGUCAAAAUGCAACAUUUUUAGGAUUGAUGGGAGAGUCAAACAUCUUGUUGGCCAUUCAGAAAUGCUGGGGAUCGUUGUAUAUGUACCAGUCAGUCCAGUAUAGAAGGCAAAAUGGACAACCCAUAAAUGCUAAUAUGGGUGUUGUAGUGCAGCAGAUGAUUCCUGCAGAUGUUGCAGGUGUUAUGUUUACAUGUCACCCAGUUACUGGGAACCCAAAGGAGGUACUUAUAACAGCAAAUUAUGGGCUUGGGGAGAGCGUAGUGUCCGCAUCAGCGGACCCUGAUACAAUUAUCCUUAUUAGAAAUGGCACAGACAAGCUUUCUUUGAAGAGUUCGGUACCUGGAAAGAAAAAACAUCGCAUUGAUAUGAAUGAUUCUACAGGUGGGACUGUUACAACAGAAAUUUCUGUUGAUACCUUAGUUAAUGAACUUUGCCUCUCACCAGAUGAAGCAAUUGCCUUAGGAAAGAUUGGAAUUCAGCUGGAAUCAAUGUUUGGUAGUGCCAGAGAUAUUGAGUGGGCCAUUUACAAGGGAAUUAUUUAUAUUCUCCAAGCUCGACCAGUAACUGCGCUGCACUCUUGGAGUGAUUUUGAGUUGCUUCAUGAAUUGGAUAGCCCAGUGGCAUCUGAAGAGGAAUUUUUUACUACAGCAAAUUUGGGAGAAGUAUUUCCGGAGGGUACUUCACCUCUGAGUCAGUCAUUUGUGAUACCAUUGCUCAAUAAUGGUAUGAAGAAGGUCAUGCGGUCUUACUAUCUUGAUCAGUUACAUCUGUCUCAUCAUCAUGCUUUCAUGAAUGUUUUAAAUGUGAUAUUACGGGAACCAGAGGCUGACAUCAGCAUUGCAAAUAAAGCUACUGAACUAGCUGUGUUUGGACACAGCAUCAUAACACCUCAAAUGCACAGAAUUGCAAAAGAGAGACAUGGAACACCAAAUAUUACAAGACUUUAUGAUUAUAUUAGGCGUGUGGUUUUCAAUAAAUGGGAAUUAAAGAAGGCACUCAAACUCCAGGAUGAAUUUAAACUUAAAGCCAAACACCUUAAUACCUUGGAACUCUAUAACAAGAUCCGAAAUGAUGCGUUUGUUCUUCAAGAGGUAAUAAAAUGCCACUCAAAUACAUCACAAGUUAGUGUCAUUUCACAAAUUGUGUCAAUGAUAGUACUAACAGAAAGAAGCAAAGAUAUUAGUGUUGAUCAUGCAAGUGACAUUUCACUGUUUUUAUCACAAUGCUGUGAUGUUUUAUCUGCAGAAAUACCAGUAGCUCUCAAGGAAAUAGCAUAUGACAUUCUUUCAACUGGUCGAGGAGAUGAGUUCUGCAGUUUGCCUCCACCAUUGGCAGUUGAAUGGCUUGACUUGAAUUCAGGAAAAGUUCGACAAAAAUAUAAUGACUUCUUAUUGAAACAUGGGCAUCGCAGCCUACAAGAAUUUGACCUUGCUACAGAAACUUGGUCAAUGAGACCUCUGACUAUCAUAGAAACUCUCCAAAGUAUUGUCAAACAAGGAAGAGAAACAUCUAAGGAGUUAAAUCAGAAAACUACCACUGCUGCAGAUGUCAUUCGUGGACUCAUUUCAGUCAAACAAGAAAGAACUAGGAAAAUCCUCAGCUGGCUAUUACCAUGGUGCCAAAAAUCAGUAGCAAUCCGUGAGACAACAAAAGCAUGUGUCAUUAAAGUAUUGCACCAAUUUAGAUUAGCAUUCCGUGAGCUGGGACAACUUAUGGUAAAGGAAAGCAGGUUACCAGAUGCAGAGCUGGUAUUUUACAUGACAUUUUAUGAAUUAGGAUAUCUUUUAAAUACAAGAGAUCCAGUAAUAGUCAAUAAGGCUGUCAUGAGAAAACGUCACUUUCCUAAAUGGUCGAAGUUGAGGUUUCCAGAAAUUAUUUCAGGAUUGCCAGUGCCGGUUAAUGAGAAUCAGCAUGACUUUGAACAUCAACUGAAUGAUGCUGUGACAGUGCAAGGAACUCCUGUGACACAAGGAAAUGCAUGUGGCCGGGCUUGUGUUGUGCCACAUUUGAAUCAGAUAUCUCAGCUGCAGCCAGGUGAUAUCCUGAUAACACAGUGCACUGAUAUUGGAUGGACACCUUACUUCCCUCUACUUGCUGGAGUUGUCACUGAAAUAGGUGGUCUGAUAUCUCAUGGAGCUGUCAUAGCAAGAGAAUAUGGCUUGCCUUGCAUUGUUGGUGUUCAGAAUGCUACCAAACUGUUCAAAACAGGUGACAUUGUACUUUUGGCUGCCACUUCUGGUACACUCCGGAAGGUUGCGGAAGGUGAAUCAUAGUUUGUAGGUGUGUUGAGUAUGUGGAAAGAUAUCAGAGAUGUGUGAAUUCAUACUGAGGCACAAAAACUUCAAUGGUAUUAGUAUAUGUUACCUAUUUUCUAAUGGAAAUGUUAGUAAAUUCUUGUUAUCCAUUCUUGUUAUCUACGCAGCAAGCUUUCCUACACAUUAGGAAGUUUUAAAUAUCCCAGCUGUAAUAACAUAUUCUUGUCAUCUCUGCAAGCUUAUUUAAACGUGAUAAAGUUUUAAACAUAUUGUUACUAACAACAAAUAUUGAUGGAUGUUGGUAUGUUGUUUGUUUACAAACUGUUACUAUGACUAUAAUGUGGUUCACUUAGUGUUACCAGGAACAAACAUAUGUACUCUGAUGAUCUGAUAUUUCUAUUAGUACAAUUUCAACGUAAAUGUGAAUAUGUAAUUAGCAUAUUAACAUGUACUGUUGUUAACUUAUUUCAUUUUCACUGUCUCAAAUUAUGUGG
Molecule: messenger RNA, 4445 nt
Organism: Schistocerca americana (American grasshopper)
Lineage: Eukaryota; Metazoa; Arthropoda; Insecta; Orthoptera; Acrididae
Product: putative phosphoenolpyruvate synthase
Exons: 28
Coding region: 1-3969 (1322 amino acids)
Biological process (GO): phosphorylation
Molecular function (GO): kinase activity; ATP binding
Source: RefSeq, a predicted model, not a curated record